AUGACGUCGCUUUGGUAUCCUGGGCCGCUCGGCGGUGCUAGAGAAGCCAACGCGAUGUCUACGUAUGUAGACCCCGAGCUCAACUUCCCUCUAGGAUGUUGUGACGAGGACGGCCAAGCCACUUUGCCGAGCCCGGGUGUGUGUCGAGGCCAUGUUGAUAUGUUCGACGAGCAGGAGGCGCAAGUGGUCUGGCAGGCUGGCCAAGACGCCUACUUCCAGCUUUCCGACCACACUUACACAGCAGGCGUGCCGGGAAGCACACACUACGGAGGCAGCUGCCAGGUAGGCUUCUCUCUGGACCGCGGCCAGACGUGGAGGGUAGCGGCUUCGUUUUCUGGAAACUGCCCACGCCGGGCAGAAGACGGAUCGCCCAGUAGCCAAACGUUUGACUUUCAGGUUCCCCGUGGCAUGCCGAGCGGCAACGCCCUGUUUGCCUGGGUCUGGCUGAACCGUGAGCACGAGAUGUUUGUUAACUGUGCCAAAGUUCAGAUUGCAGGCAAUGCUUCGCGUGCUCUAUCGGCUGGCAUGCCUCUUUCUUCUGAUGGAUUCCGGCAGCGGAAGAGAGUAAGAUCUUCCCGCUCCUGUGAGUGGAGUACAGCUCCCCUGAUGAAAACGAGCUACUACACCACUGACGCCGAAUGCAUGCCCGACGCCAAGUUACAGUAUACGCAAAGCGACGACUUUGAGCUAGGCUGGGAUGUGACCUGCGGCGCCGUAGAGGGUGAUGGCGCUUUCCCGAUCCAGAUGAUCGACUGCUGA
Alternaria postmessia is the source of this 759-nucleotide messenger RNA. RefSeq lists its product as uncharacterized. Lineage: Eukaryota; Fungi; Ascomycota; Dothideomycetes; Pleosporales; Pleosporaceae. The coding region runs from base 1 to 759 and encodes 252 amino acids. The record is from RefSeq and is a predicted model, not a curated record. The transcript is spliced from 2 exons.